Messenger RNA from Durotheca rogersii, 1772 nucleotides. Its product is annotated as putative citrate synthase. The record is from RefSeq and is a predicted model, not a curated record. Gene Ontology annotation, biological process: tricarboxylic acid cycle; carbohydrate metabolic process. Lineage: Eukaryota; Fungi; Ascomycota; Sordariomycetes; Xylariales; Xylariaceae. Gene Ontology annotation, cellular component: mitochondrial matrix. The transcript is spliced from 5 exons. Bases 104 to 1402 code for a protein of 432 amino acids.
UUCGGCCUCCCUCUUAGCUUCACCUCGUCCCCUCCCCCCCUAGUCGGAUCGCCCCGGGUAAUCUCCACGCACGCAUUCAGCCAGCCGUACCAGCAAGCCAGCAAUGGAGCACCACCUCGAGGUAACCGACUCCCGCACCGGGAAGUCUUACAAGAUCCCAAUCGAGGGCGAUUACAUCCGCGCCGCCGACGUUGCCCGCAUUGGCAGCGCGGAGAGCCGAGACGUCGCCGCCUCGAAGGCCGCGAGCCCCCUGCGCAUUUUCGACAACGGCUUCCAGCACACGGCGUGCAUGGAGUCCAGCAUCACCCACAUAGACGGUAUGCUUGGCACCAUACGGUAUAGGGACUUUCCCAUCGAGACUCUGUUCCACGAGUACGACUUCGAAGACGUAAUGCACCUCCUCAUCUGGGGGCAGAUCCCCACGCAGAAGCAGAAGGACGACGUCCGCGAGCUGAUGGCCGAGGCCAUGGUCGCGCCCCAGACCGUCAAGGACGUGAUCUCGGCGUUCCCCCGCGACGCCGACACCUUCCCGAUGCUCAUCGCGGGGAUGAGCGCGUUCACGGCGAGCGACGAGGUCAUGUGCAGGGCGCGGCACCAGCAGAGCGCCGUGUUCCACGGGCACCUGGCGGCGGCGGACGCGGCGCUGGUGCGGACGCUGGGGUACCUGGCGGCGACGAUCGCGCUGGUGCACCGGCGCAAGAAGUGGGGGGCGGCGGGCGCGGCGGCGGUGCCGGACGCGCGGCGCUCGCUGGUGGGCAACCUGCUGGGGAUGAUGGGGACGGAGGAGGCGGGGCGGGCGGAGGCGUGCCUGGCGAAGCUGUGGAUCCUGUACGCGGACCACGAGAUGACGAACUCGACGGCGGCGGCGCUGCACGCGGGCUCGACGCUGACGGACCCGGCGUCGGCCGUCGUCGCCGGCGUCGUCUCCGGCUACGGCCCGCUCCACGGCGGCGCCAUCGACCUCGCCUACGACGCCUUCCGCCAGGUCGCCAGGCCCGAGCGCGCCCCCCACUUCGUCGAGCGCGUCAAGGCCGCCCGCGGCCGCCUCUUCGGCUACGGCCACCGCGUCUACCGCACCCGCGACCCCCGCGUCGCCCUCAUCGAGGAGCUCCUCGCCCAGCACCGCGACGCCGUCGAGGCCAACCCCCUGCUCCGCGUCGCCGCCGCCAUCGACGCCUACGCCAGCCGCGACCCCUACUUCGUCGAGCGCGGGCUCAAGGCCAACGCCGACCUCCUCGGCUGCUUUCUCUACACCGCCAUGGGUUUUGACACCGACAUGAUCAUCGCCAUCACCAUCUUGUCGCGGGCCCCGGGCGUCUUGGCGCACUGGCGCGAGAGUCUAACGCAGCCCGUAAAGCUGUGGCGUCCGCAGCAGAAAUACGUCUCGCCGCCGGCAAACUAGGGCCAGGGGCCUCACAUGAUUGCUGGCUUCGCGCAAAAUAAUAAUAAUACCUAGGUAGAUGGUCUAUAACCGACUGAACGUAGUUUGGGGCGUUGGAUAACCCUGUCGUUUUUCGGAACUUUUGUUCUUCGUAUUUUACUCAUUGUACCUAUAUGUUAUAGCUGUCGAUAUUAUCAUACCUGUACAUUAAGCUCCAUCUGUUGGGACGGUAUUUCUGUCCCGUCACUCGCAGCCGCGCCCCCGUGGUUUGCAGAAAGGGGGGGGUGGGUUGGCUCCCCCCCGCGUAGCAGAACCGGGGUAAUAUCUGGGGUCAGACAGGUCGGCUUCGAUGCUACCAGCUAAUCAGUAAUCACUUCGUUCGAUCGGAAAA